Molecule: messenger RNA, 1927 nt
Organism: Mus pahari (shrew mouse)
Lineage: Eukaryota; Metazoa; Chordata; Mammalia; Rodentia; Muridae
Gene: Dck
Product: deoxycytidine kinase
Exons: 7
Coding region: 207-989 (260 amino acids)
Biological process (GO): nucleobase-containing compound metabolic process
Cellular component (GO): cytoplasm; mitochondrion
Molecular function (GO): ATP binding; deoxycytidine kinase activity
Source: RefSeq, a predicted model, not a curated record
UUGCAGAUCCCGCGAGGGCGCGGCGUGUAGGGUGGGAGUCGGGGCCGUCAGGGCGGGGUCCUCCACAGGCCCGCCCAGCCGCCUGCGCCUCCGCGCGCCAAAGUUAAAGUGCGGGUCCCGCCGGCGCGAGACUGACGUUGCCACCCGGAGCCGCCGGUGCCGCCGUGUCCCUGCAGGUCCCGCGCCCGAGCCGUCUGGAGCUAGGCAUGGCCACCCCACCUAAGAGGCUCUGCCCUUCUCCCUCGACCAGCUCCGAGGGGACCCGCAUCAAGAAGAUCUCCAUCGAGGGGAACAUCGCUGCUGGGAAGUCAACGUUUGUGAAUAUCCUAAAGCAAGUCUGUGAGGAUUGGGAAGUGGUUCCCGAGCCUGUGGCCAGGUGGUGCAAUGUGCAGAAUACUCAAGAUGAAUUUGAGGAAUUGACAACGUCUCAGAAGAGCGGUGGGAAUGUUCUUCAAAUGAUGUAUGAGAAACCUGAACGAUGGUCUUUUACCUUCCAAUCAUACGCCUGUCUCAGCCGGAUCAGAGCUCAGCUUGCCUCUCUCAAUGGCAAGCUCAAAGAUGCAGAGAAACCUGUAUUAUUUUUUGAACGAUCUGUGUAUAGUGACAGGUACAUUUUCGCAUCUAAUUUGUAUGAAUCUGACUGCAUGAAUGAAACAGAGUGGACCAUAUAUCAAGACUGGCACGACUGGAUGAACAGCCAGUUUGGCCAAAGCCUUGAAUUGGAUGGAAUAAUCUAUCUUCGAGCUACUCCAGAGAAAUGCUUAAACAGAAUAUACAUACGGGGAAGAAAUGAAGAACAAGGCAUUCCUCUUGAAUAUUUAGAGAAACUUCACUAUAAACACGAAAGCUGGCUCCUUCAUCGGACUCUGAAAACCAGCUUUGAUUAUCUCCAAGAGGUGCCUGUCCUUACACUGGAUGUUAAUGAAGACUUUAAAGACAAACACGAAAGCCUGGUUGAAAAGGUCAAAGAAUUUUUAAGUACUUUGUGAUUGCACAGGAGACAGCGGGCAACAGAAUGUUUCCAGAUACUUCUUCAGUUUUGUGUACUGCCAUAGCUUGAUAUUCAUACAAAAGUCUUUACAAGCGUCAAGUUUUUAAACCAGUUUUGUUUCAAGGAAAAGCCCUUUUCUUUAUGUAUAUAUAUAUAUGGUUUAUUUAAUAUUUGUAAUCAUAUGUAAAACUUGUGUCCCUCCCGGUCUUCCUUCCCAGUUUUAAAUCAGGUGUGGAUCUCUCACAGCAGGGAGUCUGGAUAAACUGUUCUAACAGCUCAACCUUCUCUGCCUUCUCACUUGUCAUCCUGAGCGAGUUAACAUGUUUUCAUUGUGUCUUUGCUUCAGAGGUGACCAAUUUCGUCAUGGACACUUGACCGUUGUGUGUAGAGGAUGUGUGUCUUAUAUGAGUUGGUAUACCUAGUACAAGCUGAGAAGUGGGGAGUCGCUGGAAUAGGGAUGCUGGAAUAGGGAUGCUCAAGUGUUUGCUUUGUUUUCUUCCUGUUCCUUUUGGUAGCGCUAGAUAUUGAAGCCAGGGUCUCUCGAUCAAGUGCUUCUCCUGCUCUACUCAGUGUUGAGGAUAAGACCAUGUUAGCGUCACCACAGUAAUGUUUACUACUGCGUCUGUGGUGCAUUUGUAGAGGAGGCUAAACUCUUCCCAGUUUGAUAAUGGUAUAAUUACUUCAUAAAUCUUUUAAUCUUUAAUAUGUUUCUUCAUCUGGGAUAAGAACUCUAUUUACGUGAAAUUUUGGACCAGAAGAAAUCUUUAUUUAAGAGGUAGCUAAGAAAUUUAUUACAUGAGUAUAAAGCUUCAUUAAGAUAGCUACCGCUUUUCUCGGAACUACUGCAGUUAAAAUGCUUGUUUAAAUUAUCUUUUUUUUUUGUUUUGUUUUUUUGUUUUAAAGACAGGGUCUCUCUACAUACCCCUAGCUGUCCUG